CACUUCUCUCUGCUGUAGGUGUCUCACUUGGAUGAUCCGGGUCUGUCGCCUGUUGCGCUGCGUCCGGAUAUGGAAAUAUAGCGCGCAAACGAGGCGCGCGUCUCCAAAGGCUGUGCGUUUGUGUUGCUGGACAGAUAUCGGACCUCGUUAGAUAUGAAUGGAUAUGGCAUAAAUAUGAAUUUCUCCUCGGGGAACUCCUCCUCGUGGAAAACGGAGUCUGUGGUCAUUUCUUUGGCGUUUUCGGUCAUUUUCCUGGUCGGCACCGUGGGAAACUCUCUGGUCCUCGCGGUUCUGUUUCGCAACGGGCAGAUGAAUACCAAAACCACCAACAUGUUCAUCCUCAACCUCGGGAUAGCAGAUCUGUGUUUUAUUGUUUUCUGCGUGCCCUUUCAAGCCACCAUCUACACUCUGGAUGGAUGGGUGUUCGGCCCCGUGGUGUGCAAAGUCGUGCACUUCAUCAUUUUUCUCACCAUGUACGCGAGCAUCUUUACUCUGACAGCUGUUUCCCUGGACAGGUAUUUAGCCAUUUGCUACCCACUCCGGUCGAGGGAGAUGAGAACACCAAAGAAUGCCCUCACCUCGAUCUGCCUGGUUUGGGCCUUGGCCUUGGUUUUCUCAGGACCGUAUCUCAGCUACUAUGCACAGAUGGAGCUGGCCGGCGCCGUGGUGUGUAUUCCUGCCUGGGAGACCAAACCACGCAUCAUAAUGGAUGUGUGCACCUUCAUCUUUGGCUACCUAAUCCCCCUCCUGGUGCUCUGCCUCACCUACGGUCGCACCAUCCGAUACCUGUGGACCAGCGUGGAUCCCGUAAAGGACAGGUCCGAGUCGAGGCGGGCCAAGCAGAAAGUCACAAAGAUGAUCGUCAUUGUCGCCGCUCUCUUCUGCCUCUGCUGGCUUCCCCAUCACCUGGUCAUCCUCUGCAUGUGGUCCGGACGCUUCCCCCUCAACCACGCCACCUACGUCCUCCGUAUCCUCUCCCACCUGGUGGCUUACACCAACUCUUGCCUGAACCCCAUCGUCUACGCGCUCAUCUCCAAGCACUUCCGCAAAGGCUUCAGGAAGGUGUUCAGCUGCUCACUGAGGACCAGGGAGGUCAACAAGGUGCACGUGGCGCAGGUGAGCAGUGUGGAGACGUCCAACUGAAGACAGCGGCCAGAGGAAGGAGAGGGAGAGCCGACGGAACAUUAUGAACUAUGAACAUAACCAGAAUGAAAUAAAGUUCCACACAGAAAAAACAUUGCUUAUCCGUGAAGAAGACCAUAAUGAGGAAGCUGCAGGGCAGGGACUGUCUCCGCUGAAUUAGUGACCACCAAAUCACCAAAUUGGUCGCAAAAGAAGCAAAUGACACUUUUUGGUUCCAGGGAUGUCAGUGUUGGUUGAUCGGUCGUUCAGUCCACCACUUGUUCCAGACUGAAAUAUCUCAACAACUAGUUGAUGGAUUGAGAUGAAAUUGGGAACAGGCGUUCAUGAUCCCCAGAGGAAAAGGCCUCAUUACUUCAGUGAUCCUCUGAGUUUUCCUCCAGCUUCACCGGCAGGACAAAGUUUUCACUCAUCCAGUGAAAUAUCUGCUCUAGCACUACCAUGAUGUUGACAUUUAGGAUUUUGAGUUAAGUGUUUAAACAACUACUGGAUUGGUUGCCGUGAAAUUUGGUCCAGACAUGCAUGUUCCUGUCGGGAUAAAUUUGGUAAUCCCCUGACUUUUUCUCUAGCGCCAUCAUCUGGUCAAAAUUUCGAUGCACCUCUGUGCCAAGCUACAGCCUCACAGAGCUGCUAGCAUGGCUGUUUCUUGUUUAUCAAGAAAACAGACACGGUUGCUGUUCUGGAUUAGUUUUAGAUUUAUGUUUUUAAUGUGAGGAAAAAGCAAAUCCUCAAACACCUUGAUUUGUUUUUAAUCCACUUGUGCCAGAAACUAAACGGCACGUGUGGUUAGCAUGUGGCUCUAGACACUACAACAUAGCAAGGCGUACAUGAUUCAACUAAUACUCUGAACCAGGACUCAUGGUUGGCCAGAUUCUUAAGUACUUUUCCUGGAAAUCACACAUGCACUGACUUAAAAGCGGCGUGACCCGGGCAGACAGGGCCCUGCUGACUGAACAUGUGUUUCAUCAUAAAGAUCAUUUCUAAGAAUAUGAUGAAACACAGUAGUAAUUUACUUUCAGUGAAAUGAGCUCAAUAUGCUUUGUAGAAACUUAAUAAAAGGAUAUUACCACUAUUGCAUUCAGUGACUUGUACGAUUACAGUUUAUUAUUACUAAUAAUUUAUAUAGCACUUUUAAAAAAACAACUUGCAAAGUGCUUUAUUCAAAUCAGAAUCAGAAAUAUUUUAUUAAGUCCCAGAGGGGAAAUUCCUGAAGGGAACAUUAGUUCUCUGCAUUUAACCCAUCCUAUUUAGGAGCAGCAGCUGCCAUCGUACGGCGCCCAGGGAGCAGUUCAGGGUUCAGGACCUCGCUCAGGGGACACCUUCGACAUUGGUUCGUGCUGGACUCGAUCUGGCAACCUUCCGGUUUCCAAGCCAAGUCCUAACAGACUGAGCUAAUGCUGCCCCAAAUUAAUUAAUUAAUUAAUUAAUAAUAAUAUAAUAAUACAUAUUAUUGAUAGAGCACUUAUCAAACAAAGUAGAAAGUACUUCACAAAAGAGACAGAGAGAGACGGUAUCAAAUACCACAGUGAGGAAUACAAUACAUGAGAGUAAAAAUAAAAUAAUAGAAAUAACAAUAAAAUGUAAAUUAACUACACAGGAUAUAUAAGAGAAGAUAAAACGAGAAUAAAAUCAGCAGCUCGGAUAAAAUCAGGAAAUGCUUUUCAAUCAAAGUGUGUUUUUAAAAGAAACACUGACUCAGCCGGCCUAAUUUUCUUGGGCAGGUUGCUCCAGAGCCUCGGCGCCCUGACAGCCACGGUUUGAAAACGGCAAAAACAGUUCAGGGAGUCUUUCUAUUAACUGCAAUUUACCUGUAAUCUGUAAAUAUUCCCAUAUUCAUACAACAAGAAUCUUGAGAUACGAUUUGAGUCUUAUCUGCCUGCGUCACUCCAUUAGCGUGUGAUUCACUGGACUUACAGGAGCCGCUGGCAGAGUUAGCUUGUUUAAUACAUUUAACUUUCCUACCUUCAGAGUUUCAUCAUUUUAUCUAAUUGCUAGCUAACACUGGUGCUUAGGCACAGACAGUGAAAUUGAGGAUUAGUUUUGCAGAGGUACAUUUAGAUUUCAUUUAAAGUCUUUUGUGAGUCUUUUUUAAAAAUAAGCAGCCUUUGUUCUCUCACCUCUGGAGUUUUUACCUGGCUAGCUAAUUGAAGGUGUGUUACUUCAAAUGUUUCACUACUGCUUUAUUGAACACCGAUUACAUUUUCAUUCACAGUCAUGAACAGGAGGAAAGGAGAUAUUUGCUUGAAACUUGAAAUGGAAUUAGAGAUGAAAAUGCAGCCUGUGUUUUAUGAUGGUGUCUUUGGUUCUGGUUCAGCAUUGUGGGGGUCUGUGUUUGAGCGGUCAUCAUGGUCUGCUGUUGUGUGUGAGGGUCUGACUUGCUGAUUUGAUUUAUCAUCCUCCACAGACUGCAGACGUUACUUUAGAAAAGGUAUUACUAUAUUGUAAAUAUAGUAAGACUUUAGUUCACUGAAGCACACGCCUGUGCUGUACUGGGUUUUUCUAAUUUGCACUUUGUUGACCGCAAAAGCUCUGUCCCCUUUAGUUCUCAGGCUGGACACAGGAAAAGACUGGAGACCCCCGCCUGAGGAUCUCAAACUGCCCAAUGGUUUAUAAAGAGUUAAAUAAGCCUUAAAAGUUAUCAAUAAGAUUUUAAAUCGAUCCUAAAACAGACUGGGAGCCAAAAGGCUAAUACAGAUGUGACAAAGUCUCAAACACAGAAAGCCAGAAAAAAACAUGUGGAUCAGAGUGAAGUGAAAUAUGAAUUAAACAAAAUAUUAACAACAAAAUCCAAAGUUACAAAAUAAAGAAAAGUCGAAUAAUGUUUUUUUUUUUAUGUUUAAAUGAUGAUAAACAGAUGAUCUACUUGAUGAAGAUCAUCAGUGUCACCCAGAAGGUUUAAUGAGAUGGGAGAGUUACUAGAGGGAAUGACUCACUACAGUUUAGGAGUAAAAAGCUCAGAUGAGUCUCGCAUUCAGAAGCUCGGUGGUACAGGAUUUGUCUGAGGAGCUGUGGGUGGUGUUGGACUAGAAUAUAUUUAUUUUUUUGUCAGAAUGUUGUGAAACCAAAAUUUGCCAGACAGACUUUAAAUCUUUUCUGCAUGUCUAAAUAUUUGUCCCUGUGUUACUAAUUCAGCAUCUUGUACAGAUACCUCAAAACACCUCAGUGUUGUUGUUUAGUAAUUUUGACUUUUGAAAAUAUGCUGCAUGAUAAUUUGUUGUCACUGGGAUCCUCAGUGUUGUAUGUUGAAAAUAUAUGUAUGUGUGUAACGUCACAGAACAUAAAACUGAUCUGGUGCUGUAACGUGAGAGAAAAGAAAACGUUUCUUUCUGUCUUCAUGCAUGCCGGCAGCAUUAUUGUGGUGUACAGAACAUCAUCAGGACUUGUUGAAGUAAUAAAUACAUAAAGUUGUACACGC
Micropterus salmoides (largemouth bass) is the source of this 4555-nucleotide messenger RNA. Its product is annotated as galanin receptor 2a. The transcript is spliced from 2 exons. Bases 154 to 1143 code for a protein of 329 amino acids. Gene Ontology annotation, molecular function: G protein-coupled receptor activity. The record is from RefSeq and is a predicted model, not a curated record. Gene Ontology annotation, cellular component: membrane. Gene Ontology annotation, biological process: G protein-coupled receptor signaling pathway. Lineage: Eukaryota; Metazoa; Chordata; Actinopteri; Centrarchiformes; Centrarchidae.